ACUAUUUGAGUAACAGUCUGACUGGAAACGAGGCAUUUUAAGGUGGAAAAUGGAGAAAAUUUCUCUCCUUGCUUUAAUAUACGGAAUCUUUAUAUUAAUAUCUAAUUUGUGUCUGACGUCAUCAGUGUCAGUGUUCGUGUCGAGACAGAUGGCUCAGUCAGUGUUAUCGAGACAGAAGCGCUUUAAUAAAGGAGCGUUGGAGGAGGUGAUCAGAGAUAACCUGGAGAGAGAGUGUAUAGAGGAGAAAUGCAACUUUGAGGAAGCACGUGAAGUUUUUGAGAAUGUGGAGAAAACAAGAGAGUUCUGGAUUGGUUACAUUGAUGGAGAUCAGUGUUUGUCGUCUCCAUGUCAGAAUGGAGGGACGUGUAAAGAUGGCUUGAGCUCCUACGCAUGUUGGUGUCCCAUCGACUUCAACGGGAAGAACUGCGAACUUGAGUUAGUGAGACAGUGUGAUGUGAAUAAUGGAGGCUGUAUGCAGUUUUGUGUGGUGGAUAAGAUAAAGGGCGUGGUGUGUAACUGUGCUGACGGAUACACACUCGGCGCAGACGAGAGGAGCUGUGAGCCGAAAGAUAAUUAUCCCUGCGGUCGUUUGGGGAAGAAAAUCGCCAACACUCUGUCCACGAGAACAUUAAUCACUGAAGAAACUGUGAUCCAAAUCAACGCCAUCAAACAUGUGAAUGUGACGGAGAGGAAUUUAACAGCAGCAAACAGCACAAAUUCCACUGAGCUCAGCAGCGCCACCAUCAGGCCAACACCGGGAGAAAAUUACUGGGAUUUCUUCCCCACUUUACCCACCGUCAUAAAGGAGACCAACACUGACCAGCGCAUUGUGGGAGGACUUGAUGCAACACCUGGAGAGAUUCCGUGGCAGGUGGCACUGGUCCAUAAGGAAAAGAAGGUCGUGUUCUGUGGUGGUUCUCUCCUGAGUGAUAUGUGGGUCAUCACUGCCGCCCACUGUCUGGUGGAGGGAGGGAUCGGACAGUUCUUUAUCAGAUUAGGAGAACAUAACGUUAAGAUCAAUGAACAGCGGGAGCGCGAUCAUGAAAUUGACGAGCACCAUGCCCAUCCUAACUACCAGUAUCAGCAAAGCCACAACCAUGACAUCGCCCUGCUGAAACUCAAAACGCCAGCCACGUUCUCCGACUACAUUAUCCCGAUCUGCCUGGGUCCAAAAACCUUCACGGAGAACCUGCUGAAGAGCGCUACGCUCUCGCUGGUGAGUGGGUGGGGCCGGAUUCGCUACGGAGGGCUGGAGUCCGACACGUUGCAGAAGGUCGAGGUUCCCUAUGUGGACCGCACCGAGUGCAAAGGUAGCGAUAAGAUUUCACGCUUUAUGUUCUGCGCCGGGUUCCUUACCACCCGCAAGGACUCGUGCCAAGGAGACAGUGGUGGACCUCACGCCACCAGACUGGGCACAGACACGUGGUUCCUGACGGGCGUUAUCAGCUGGGGUGAUGAGUGCGCUAAAGAGGGGAAGUACGGCAUCUACACACGCGUGUCCAGGUACAUGAACUGGAUCACUAACAUGACUGGAAUCAGAGCAGGUAUUCUGAAUGAUGAGGUGUAGUACGUUUAAAUCAAGGUUUCUCAACUUCAGAUUCCAGAAGCAUGAAAGUAAAAUGUGUUCGGCAAGAACUGAUCCCAUCAUUUCUCAAAAACAAAAAUAAAAAAUUUAAUCAUUA
This is a messenger RNA of Ictalurus furcatus (blue catfish), 1682 nucleotides long. RefSeq names its product coagulation factor IXb (gene f9b). Gene Ontology annotation, biological process: proteolysis; blood coagulation. The record is from RefSeq and is a predicted model, not a curated record. Gene Ontology annotation, molecular function: serine-type endopeptidase activity; calcium ion binding. Gene Ontology annotation, cellular component: extracellular region. The transcript has 8 exons. NCBI's taxonomy places the organism in Eukaryota, Metazoa, Chordata, Actinopteri, Siluriformes, Ictaluridae. Bases 50 to 1567 code for a protein of 505 amino acids.